UGUUAUCGUUGAUAAAAAAAUUCGAAAGACACUUAUAAAUGUCACUUUGUAAAAGUAGAAAAGUUAAUAAAACAUCUUUGAUUAAAACCAAACAAAACACAACAAAGUGUCAUUACAUUAUUAAGGCUAAUAUUAAAGGAAACAUAUCGAUUUAGGGACUUAAUAAUGAUGUAAAAAACUUUGAAAAGUUUGCUAAUAUCUUUGUGUAAUUUAUAAACAUGGAAGGCCCUGGCAUGAGUUUGUUUCAAGGGGCAGCGAGUAUUCACAUUAAUAACAGCGCACAAGACAGACUCGAAGAGCAAGAAGAACUUGAGGACCAAAAACGUUUAAACGAAGAAUUGAAACAUAAUUUAGAGAACGCCUUCGACGAUCUUCAAGACGAUGAUGAGAAUAGUUCUGUAAACAGUAGCGGCAAUUACACAUUAGAUGCCACCCGUGCUAAUGGUGUUCAUCAUCCUAGUAGGACUGGUUUACCUCCCACAUAUGUAGAAUCAUUAAAUCAUUUAAAAGAAUCCCAACUCGGCUCCGAUUCGCCAAAACCUUACUGUGAGACCCCAAAAAACCAUAUUCAGCACAUGAGAAUUCAUGAAGAUGCAAUGAAACAGCCUUUCAGUCCGUUUGGAGCUGGAGAUGGGCAGAAUCACUACUUUAAUCAAGAUUUCGGAGGACAACUCAAUGGCUAUGACAAUAGACAAGAACUUAUGAAUAAUGAACAACUGAAAGUCUUAUAUGAGAUGCGGGUUAAAGAAUGUCAACAAUUUGCAACAAAAAUAGAGGAACUUGACACAGAAAUAGACAGUUUACGAGCGAAAUUCUCUGCUGCUGUGCUUGACAAAGAUAAGGCUGAACUUUCAUUACAGCAAUCUCGACAUUUGCUUGCUUCAAGCAACCAUAAGUCAUUGGAGCUAGAACAACAAAUGAGUGCUCUCCGUGAAAAAGUUAGGCAAAGUGAGAAUGAAAAAGAACAACUGAGAUUGGAACUGAGGGCUACCGACAGUGCACUACAAGAUGCUCAACAGCGACUCCAUACCUUACAAGUGGCGCACUCACAUGAUACCGAUGCCUUGUUUAGAGAACAACAAGACAGACAUCGCGAAGAGAUGGAUAGGCUACAUAAUGAUUUGAUGAAGGCUAAGAAUAGACUGGAUGAAAAAGACAAUGAAAUUAAAUUGCUUGAAAAACAGUGUAGGGAGCGUGACAAAGAAAAAGAAGAGAUUUUAAUAGAAAAAGGAGCAACAAUAAAUAGGUUGGCCAGCGAACUAGAAGCGGCACAGAGCAGGCUAGUUAGUGGUGAGACAUCUCGGUUAAAAGAAAAAAUGUUCCAAUUAACAUCAGAAAGAAAUGCAGCCAGGGAGCAAGUAAAAGAACUUGGGUCUAAAUUGGAAGUAACUGCACAAGAAUUAGUUAUGUGUCGCAAUAAAGUGUUGACAGGCCAAAGGGAGUAUGAGAACUGGAGAACAACACUUAACCAAAUACUAAUGGAGGCUUUACCGGACAACACUUUUAAUAAAGCCGAUCCACCAUCCCCGGGAAAAUUUGCGACUCUUAAAGAAGUACUGAAUCGCUAUAAACAGCAGAUGCAAAAACUGUCAACUCUGCAAGAUGAACUAACAAAACGUGAAAAACGAUUGGAACAACAUCGAAAGCAAGAGUCGGAAUUACGGACAAAAUUAGAAGAACAAAAAGGUAUAGAAAUGCAACUCAAUUCACGAUUGGCCAUGCUACAGAACAAACUGGAGUUACUGGGAACCAACUCUGAUAGUGAGUUAGUUGAAACGUACAAACAGCAAAAUGAAAUAAUGAGGAAAGAUACGGAAGAUCUAAGGGCUGAAAUAAAAAAUCUGGAAUUGAAAUAUGCAGAGCUUGAAAUGGAGUAUGAAAAGCUUAAAACUGAAAAAGGCAGUCGGGCGUCUCUCAUUCAGGAAGCAAAUGCGGAUCUCAUGCGUGAGUUAGAGAGAUAUAACGGGCAAUUAAAAGAAACGCUUAAAGAAAACACCGAGUUGAAGAUGUUGUAUCUGCAGGUGUGUAGCGCUCGGGACGCAGUUACGAGAGAAUUAAAAGAAGUACAAACAAAAACACAGAGAGAAUUAGAACAAUACAAAUCACAAGAGAGAGAGUAUAUCGAAAGAAUAGAGAAAGAAAAAAGACUAGUGGAGAAAAUGACAGCCGACGUGCGUAACUAUAAAGAGGAGUUGGACAGGGCAAACAAAAGGAUAUCGGAGCUACAAAAGGAAUUUACUGACAAACAGAAGGAAUUUACUGAAAAACUUAACAAGUUUCUUGAGGAUGAAAAGACAGCUAUGCGAAAAGAAAUGGAAGCUUGUGCUCAGUGCGAGAAACAAAUUAAACAUAUACGGGCUUUAGAAGAUCAACUUAGCAAGUGUAACAUGAAAUUAGCGGCCCAAGAAAGCAAUGAAACCCUAAUGAAGGAGUUAAAAGGCAAAGCGGAGUUUUUCCAGAAGUACAUCGUAGAACGUUACAAGAAGCUAAGCGACUUGCGUUCUGUUGGCACUAAUACGGACCAUGGAGUGUGUGGCAAUAACGAUCACGAUCACAACGGCGACCACGAUAACGACAACGAUCACAAAAACUACCACGAUCACGACAGCAAUUCCGACCACGACCACGAUCAUCAGACGGAGUUAAUGAUGAAGGAAAAAGCGAUACGCGAUCAAAUAGCCGAGAAAUUCACAUUAGAAAUAAAAACUAUCGAAAUGAACUGCGCGCGACGAUUAAAAGAAAUGGAAACAGAACAGUUGACCGCCGUCACUAAGUUAAAAGACUUACUCGAACGAAAAGCUACAGAGAUAGACACUUUGAAACAGUUUAUAUUAUCAGAAAGAGCGAAAGUUACGCAGAUACUGGAAUCAAAGGAAAACGAAAUAUCUGUUCUAAUAAAAGAACACAAUGAACUACAAAACGAAUGUCAAAAGGCAAAAGAUGAUUUAAUCGAAUGGCGAUUAAAGGCUGAAAAGUACAAAGAUAGACUCUCUCGUUUAGGUUCCUUAGAAGAUAUAGCUAAGAGAGAAAAAGAAGAUUGGAAACAGAAAACUAGUUCGAAUGCUAAAGAAUGUCACGCGUUGAAAGUUAAGUUAGUCGAGUUACAGGAAAACUUGGCGCAUGUUGAGGAAAAGUAUUCAAAAGUGCAAUCUGAUUAUCAAAUGUUACAAGAAAAGUACAAAAACGCCAAGAGAACUGUUUUUACAUAUAAGGAUUACAUGGCGAAAAAAGACACCCACAUAAACAACGAAAUGAACAGAAUACAAGAUGAAUAUCGUAAGAUUUUUGUGAAACUGCAGAAUCAAAUAAACUAUUAUGUUAACUGUAGAGUGCAAGAGGAUAGGAAACACAAGGAAAAGAGACAACAGCAUGUACAAAUUGAUUACACAGCAAAGUUAAAUGAAUUAACGGAAGAUUUCGCACGUCUCGCUCAAUCGAACUUCAAGGACAAUCCAGACAUUCACUGACACCCAAAGAACGUGUCACUUGUACAAUUUGAACUAAUAUAUAGUAUUUCAUUUAUACUUUAUUUUAUAAUGUUAUAACUAAUUAAAAAUUACCUCAAUUUGGUUAUAGAAUAACCUAAACAGUACAAGAAAUGACAAAUCUCAUGUUAAAAAUUUUAAGAAUUGUAUUAUAAAAUGCUGAAACGUAAAAUUAAUAAAUUUUAAUAGUUGUAAUAAUGUAUGACACAAAUCACCUUUCGCCUAACUUUAAUUAAGAUUUUUUUUAUUAAUUAUAGUUGAAUUAAAGGUCUUUGACAUUAAAAUAAA
Molecule: messenger RNA, 3773 nt
Organism: Melitaea cinxia (Glanville fritillary)
Lineage: Eukaryota; Metazoa; Arthropoda; Insecta; Lepidoptera; Nymphalidae
Gene: asl
Product: intracellular protein transport protein USO1
Exons: 19
Coding region: 219-3467 (1082 amino acids)
Source: RefSeq, a predicted model, not a curated record